Molecule: messenger RNA, 552 nt
Organism: Effrenium voratum
Lineage: Eukaryota; Dinophyceae; Suessiales; Symbiodiniaceae
Source: the annotation of a GenBank genome assembly
AUGGUGGCCAUCAGCAUCAUCACCAUUAGCAAGGAGCUGAUGCUCGCUUGCCGGCAGCUGGGCCACACGGUCUCGGAGGCCUUGGCCGCCGUGGUGGCCGCCACCGUGGUCGCCAAAGAAGGUGGCUUCUUUUCGGAGAAGUCCAUCGACGAAAACGAUGCCAAGACGGUGGUGGAGGAGGCUGCCAAAAAGAUCCUGUCCAAGGAGAAGCCUGGCAUCUCCGCGCUGCGGCUACAGGCCGACUACGAGGUAGCCUUUGCCGACAUUGAGAAGGCAAAUACGAAGCACUUGGCCGACGCCAAGGCUGCCGAAGAGAAGACGCUGGCAUGGAUUUCGAAGUUCACCGCCAAAUUCGACGAGGACCCAGCAACCGGGCAACCGGCCUUGGCGCGUUUGGGUGUGAACUGGUCUUUGGCUGUAGCUCAGGUGCUAGGGGCACCAGGGUCGCGCCCGGGAACGCCAUUUCGUCGCGACGUCUACAAGGAGUUCCACCUGAACUUUCCCCUGGUCCGCUUGUGCUUUGCUCUUCGGAGCUUGUCCACCUCGUGGUGA